Molecule: messenger RNA, 1092 nt
Organism: Alligator sinensis (Chinese alligator)
Lineage: Eukaryota; Metazoa; Chordata; Crocodylia; Alligatoridae
Gene: SNX3
Product: sorting nexin 3
Exons: 4
Coding region: 24-512 (162 amino acids)
Biological process (GO): late endosome to Golgi transport; endocytic recycling
Cellular component (GO): retromer complex; early endosome membrane
Molecular function (GO): phosphatidylinositol-3-phosphate binding
Source: RefSeq, a predicted model, not a curated record
GGCCGGCGCGGGCGGGCGCGGACAUGGCUGAGACCGUGGCGGACACCCGGCGCCUCCUCAGCAAGCCCCAGAACCUGAACGACGCCUACGGGCCGCCCAGCAACUUCCUCGAGAUCGACGUGGGCAACCCGCAGACCACGGGCGUGGGCCGCGCCCGCUUCACCACCUACGAGAUCAGGGUCAAGACUAAUCUUCCCAUCUUCAAAUUAAAAGAAUCUACUGUCAGAAGGAGGUACAGUGACUUUGAAUGGCUGAGAAAUGAGCUAGAAAGAGAAAGCAAAGUUGUGGUACCACCUUUACCUGGAAAAGCGCUUCUUCGUCAGCUUCCUUUUAGAGGAGAUGAUGGCAUUUUUGAUGAUUCUUUUAUAGAAGAAAGAAAACAAGGUCUUGAGCAAUUCAUAAACAAAGUUGCUGGCCAUCCUUUGGCUCAGAAUGAGCGCUGUCUUCACAUGUUUCUACAAGAUGAAGUAAUAGACAAAAACUACACACCAUCCAAAAUAAGACACACCUGAAUGCUGAAAACAACUCCAACUCCAAAAUGUUUAGUGGUUCUUACACUUGGUUUUAAGAGGUUAUAGUUUGUCUUAGCAUGCUGCAGAUAAACUGGCACAGUAAGCCUCCACUAACCUCAUCAGUACACUGCUUGGUCUUUGCAUUUAUUUUAUGGUAUUAAAGAGCUUGCCCAUUUGUAGUUAAAUCCCUCAAUCCCUAUGACUAGACUUUUAAAAUAUUAUGACGAUCCACUUUCACAAGUCUCUCCACUCUUACCUGCAAUGACCUAACAGUUUACUGACUUGGCCUUAUUUUGAAUUUGCACUGUUCUAGUAUCACACUCACUUUAGUCGGCUCUUAUUCACUAGAUUGUUUCUUUAACUGAUGUAGUCUGUGUAACUUGUGUAGAAAUGAGGCAGUCUGUUUUGGAUACCCCCAUGUAAGAAACACUUAUGCAACUGUGUCUUCAAGCUUGUAAAACACUUUAUACUGAAGUAAUGAGGGAAUUAUCUUUAUAUUCUGUAAAGAAGAAUCAGAUUUAUAUACUAAGUCAUUUGUCUAAAAUUUUGAAAUAAAAAUUAAAAUGCACUUCAGAACUUU